AUGGAGCCGAAACUUUGGUGCCAUAACAUGCGAGUCGUGCAAAGUUUUCUUUCGAAGGGCUGCCCUUUUAAGCGAAACAUUAAGGUGUCGUUCAAACGGCAAUUGCAUUAUCGAUCAAAGGACUCGCAAAACAUGCCAAACGUGUCGACUCCGCAAAUGUUAUUCAAUGGGAAUGAGAAAGUAACUAGGGAAUUUAUAAGAAUUAAAGAAUCGGAUGUAAAGUCAACACAAGAGGCAAACAACGAGAUGACUGUUUGCACGAGUAAUCAGAUAUUGAACGAUACAAACGAUGAAAACAGUGUAUUAAAUAAAAUUAUUGAAAAUAACACAACAAAUGGCGAUAAACUAAUGCAACAAAUCAAAGAGAUUGAAAGCUAUAUAUUGAGGAUUAAUAAUCGCAUGAAUGACAGCGAUAUGUUUGAAAUGCCCAUAAGAUUAUCGCAUAAACCAGUGUUCAGACAAUUGACAGAUCAUAAGAGUUUCAAUGAUUUAGAGUCCAGAAGAAUGUCCGAACUGUUCCUCUCGUCCAAUGUCUUCAAAUACAAGUCAUUUCACACCAAAAAUAUCAUUGAAUUGACAAAUAUUGUUGACAUUAACUGUUCGUGUAAUAAGAUGUUGAAUAGAGAUUUGGCGCUCAUUAAGUACGGCUGUCUUGAGAUACUGGUCCUCCGGUCGUCAAUACUCUAUGACAUUAACACCGAUUACUGGACAAUGGCUUACAACUCGGACGACCAGAGAGUAGACUCAUUCAAAUUGGUUGCCUUAAAUUAUUUGACUAAAAUCGUGUCUGAAUGGAACAGGGAUUAUAUUAUUUUGGACUUGUUGACGGCAAUAAUACUGUUUAACCCAAAUCGACCCAAUCUUACCCACAGGGAUGUCGUGAAAGCCGAACAGCAGUUAUAUAUUUAUUUACUCCAAAGAUAUCUACAUUUAAAACAUGGAUCAGAAUUUGAGACACAGAUAAAGCUCUCAAUACUAAUGAAAUUAAUGUCAGACUUAGAAUAUCUAUGCCUUUUGAAGAAGAAAAAUGGCGGCGACUUCUACUUGGAUUCAUUUGGACCUAUUCUUCAGGAGAUUCUGUACGAUAUAAUCAAUACUUAG
Medioppia subpectinata is the source of this 1101-nucleotide messenger RNA. NCBI's taxonomy places the organism in Eukaryota, Metazoa, Arthropoda, Arachnida, Sarcoptiformes, Oppiidae. The record is from the annotation of a GenBank genome assembly.